UGUUUUGGUGAGUCAAGUUCAUCCGGAAGACAAUAUCCAACAGUAAUAGAAGAGUUGUGUCGUCAUUUUUCUCUUGCUGAUAUUCAGAAGUCAACCAACAAUUUUGAUCAUAAGAGACUAAUUGCACGAGGAUGGGUUAAAGUAUACAAAGGUUGUCUCCAGCAUAUUGAUGGUUCUGAUUACGCAGUCACAGUGAGGCGAUUUAAUGUUGAAGACAUUGAAAUGUUCAAAAGAGAAGUAGAGUUACUGUGUCAGCUUCAUCAUCCAAAUUGUGUGUCUAUUGUAGGAUUUUGCAACCACAUAAAAGAGAAGAUCACUGUGCACGAAUACAAUAGAUCUCUACUUUACUACCUCCUAGAUGAGGUUAGGGAAACACUGCCAUGGAAAAAAAGGAUAGAGAUUUGCAUAGGAGCAGCGCGUGGACUACACUACCUUCAUGCCGGACUCAAGCGCACCAUCAUUCACCGCAGCAUCAAUUCUGCCAGCAUUCUUUUGGAUGACAACAUGCACCCAAAACUCUCAAGUUUCGGCCUUAGCAUAAUGGGAGCACAUUUCAAAGAAAAGUCAAAACCAAUACAAACGGAUCUUGUAGGUAAUUGUUCUUUAAGUAUGUUAUUGUAUCGUAAUACAUUGAUGAGAUUCUUUGACUCCAAAGAACAUAAGAGGAUCGAGCUGCUGGAGGCCGACCUAGAGAAGGCCAAGAGGGAGUCAGCUGAUGCAAGCAACCGCCUGACCGUCGCCCGGGACGAUCAUGAACGACUCCUGGAGGAGUGCAGCCAACUGAAGACGAAGGUCGCUCGUCAAAGAAGCUCUAAGGUCGGACUCCUCAAGUCAAACCAAGCUCUGAUCGAUGAUCUCGCGAAGGCAAGGGAGAAGAUAUCUGAAUUAGAGGCGGUCGAUCUCAACUCCAUGGCUGAUGACGAGGGGCCGGAGACUGAAGGGCCCUCUGGUGCCGCGGGAGCUGACGAGACGGUGGAGGUCGAACAUGACGAUGAAGAGGCGAAUGACGACGAUAAUUGA
Molecule: messenger RNA, 1020 nt
Organism: Vigna umbellata (rice bean)
Lineage: Eukaryota; Viridiplantae; Streptophyta; Magnoliopsida; Fabales; Fabaceae
Source: RefSeq, a predicted model, not a curated record